Molecule: messenger RNA, 930 nt
Organism: Sphaerodactylus townsendi
Lineage: Eukaryota; Metazoa; Chordata; Lepidosauria; Squamata; Sphaerodactylidae
Product: olfactory receptor class A-like protein 1
Exons: 1
Coding region: 1-930 (309 amino acids)
Biological process (GO): G protein-coupled receptor signaling pathway
Cellular component (GO): membrane
Molecular function (GO): pheromone receptor activity
Source: RefSeq, a predicted model, not a curated record
AUGAUAGGCAUCCCUGGGAAUCUAGCCAUCCUCUAUGCCUUCAUUUGUGCCGUCUGCCAGCAGAACCUCACCCCCAGCGAGAUCAUUUUGGGCAAGCUUGCACUUGCCAACCUUCUGGUCAUCUUAACUCGGGGAGUCCCACUCACCCUCCGAACCCUUGGAGUCCACACUAUGUACGACAGCUUGAGCUGUGGCAUCACCCUCUAUAUUUACUGUGUGAGCAGGGCCAUGAGCAUCUUCUUAACAUCCAUGUUGGGCUGCUUCCAGUGUCUUGUCAUUGUCCCGUGCCCUCCCAGGUGCUUGCGACUAGGGCGCACCUUCCUAGAAAGACUCCCCUCUGUCAUGAUCUCGCUAUGGUGUUUCAAUCUUUUGGUCUGCUGCACCCGUUUGCUUUAUUCCAUGCCACGCACUGAUACCAACUGUACCAAGGAAGAGAUAACGGUCAUAUAUGAUUUUUGUUGUGUAGUAUUUCCUAGCCAUUUCUUGUACUUUGGAAAUGGAGUGAUAUUUGUCACUCGAGACAUGUUCUUUCUCGGCAUCAUGACUGUCUCUAGUGGUUACCUUCUCCUUGUAUUUCAGAAACAUGGGGAAAUGGUGAAAUGUUUGCCUAUGCUACAAAUAAAACAGACAGAGCUCCACGCAGCAAAAUCAGUAGUGGGCUUGCUAGUCAUGUACCUUCUCAGCUUCGGGCUGGACAGCAUUUUCUGGAUGGUCAACCUUUGUGUGUCUCCUGUCUCAUUACAGUUUGCAGAUGCACGCAUGUUUUUUGACUCCUGUUACUCAGCUAUAAGUCCGGUGCUGAUUAUCCUCACAAACAAAAAGAUUCAAGCUAGAUUAAAAUGUGCCAUUGGGAACUUUGUCUUGCUGACUAGAAACCACACAUCCAAGAAUAUCCAGGGACAAACAAACGGGAAGAUUUGUAACUCUUAA